AUGAGCUUAAAAUUCAUUAUUUUAGCUUUCAAUUUAUUGAUGCAUGCUUCAUGUAUCUUUUAAUAAUCAAGUAGGUUGACGCAAUCUUUUACUUAAGCUUCAAACGAUACUUCAGUAUGGCCUAUAUUCAAGCCCUAUCCUGUAUUCUCCACAGAUUCUUUACAAUUUUGCAAAUAUUAUAUGAACUCUUAUCUUUACUAUUUUACUUAUUCAUAAAGAUAGUAUAUAUUUCUUAGUUUAUAGACUUGUGGCUUCAAUCUAUUUAGCGUUAAUGAUCCAUCUAAUCCUAAACUUGAAGUUAACUAUGCCAUACAAAGCGGAUAAAUCAAUAAAUCUACUUUUGAUACUUUAAGAAACUUACUUUUUGUUUGUUAAUCUGAAGGUAAUGUUUUUUAUAUUGAUUUCUAAAAAAAUUCAACCUAAGUCAACUUAGCAUUCUAAACAAAUAACUCUUUGCAAGCAUACUCAGUAGAAUUUAUAGCUGGAGUUUAAGACGCUAUUUUAGUAGUCUGCUAUAAUGAAAUAUAAAUAUUUCAAAGUCAAAUUAAUAAUCAACAAAGUUACUGGAUGGAUUUGUCAAAUUUCAAAUAUUAUCGUUCAAUAGUACUUUAAUAAGCAAAUGUAAUAGUUAAGGUAUAAUUUAUUAACAACCUGCUACUUGUUGGUAGCAAAUUUAUUGGACUAUAAGUAUAUUCUACAGAUUCUACUACCUUUAAUAAAGAUGCAACAUAUACUUACCUAUCAAUUUACUUACCUACUUAUUAGUAUGUCCAGGAUUUUCAUCUAAAAUCUAAUAAUAUCUUAUACUUACUAAUGAAUUACGGAGGAUUCUAUGUGUAUGAUUUUUCAGCUUGUAUACUUAGCGGAACUGUUCAUAACUGCUCAAAUAUCAAUUAUUUUUCACAAUAAAUCUAAAAUACUAAAUCAGGCACGAUGUACGUUUCUAAAGAUGAAAAAUACAUUUAUACACAAUUCAGCUCUUAAGGUAUUAUCAUUUAUGAUAUAACCUAGUAGAUUUUAAAAACUUUUUAGACUAUUUAAAUCAAAGGUGAGUCUGAUUUUAUUGCUCUAAAUGAUAAAGAAAAUUUAAUAUUUUUUUCUGGAACUCUUUAGUUCUAAAUAUAUAUAAAAUCUAAUACUAAUAACAUUCUUCUUGAUAGACCGAACAUAUUGUCAAACAUAGUCUAAAGUUAUGACAUAAAUUUCUAUAAAGAUACUACUUAUGUAAACCCCGAUAUUUCGUGUAUAGUAGAUACUAACAAGGGAAUAGUAUUUCUGACAAGAAUAACUUAAGGUAUUGUAGUUUUAUAGAGAUAACCUUAAGGAAUAUUGAAAGAAAUAAUUUAAUUAGAGAAAAAUGUUUAGUACUAAUAUGUCAUGAAAUUUAAAUACUUCAUAACUGAAUCUCUAAUGUAUGUUACUAAAGGACCUGCUGGUUUAAGUGUUAUGGAUUUUACUAAUCCAGCUACUCCAGUUUAUAUAUAAAAUAAUUUGACUUUUGGAGUAAAAAGCCCUUUUUUCUACUUCAUGGACUGUAAUUACUAAGAAACUAUGUGCUAUAUUAGCUCUACAUAAACAGGGGUGGUGUUAAUAGAUAUUUCAGAUAAAAGAAAUCCUAAGCUGCUAUCGAUUUUCAAUAGUAAUAACUUAAGUAUAGGAUCAUAGACUAUUAGCCAAUCUGUUUUCAUGAGAAAUAAGUCUAUUUUAUUUAGCUCCACAUAAACAUAUGGCAUAAUAGUACUAGAUUUAACAGAAAAAAGUAACCCUAAACUCAUAUCAUCACUAUUUACUAAUGAAGCCUCUGGACCAUUACUAACUUCAGAUGAUAAGUAUUUAAUUAUUUCUAGUACUUACAAAGGAUUGAUUAUUUGUGAUACAAGUGAUCUUACUCAGUUAAAAAUAAUUUCUACAGUAUAACUGAUUGGAGGUCUUAUAUAGGGAUUAUUUAUGAGUAAUGAAAAAUACGUGGUCAUACCUUCAUAUGAAGAACCUGCAUUUUACUUAAUUGACAUUUAAGAUAAGCUAAAUCCUAUUCUUCUGUAAACUUGGAAAAAAUAAACUCCAGGUAACUAUAUUGAUGUGUGCAUAGGCUAAGAUGAAAAUGAUGGGUAUCUGACCUCUGAUAUACCAUUAGUAUCCAUCAAUCUGAAAAGCUAAAUUAUUUUUUAUUAAUUUACCUAUCAAAUAACUACACUUCAAGGUACGAACCAACAAACUUAUUAAGAAAUAGACUCUACGUAACCCAUUUAUGUUGGAUAAUAAUUGAAUAUGUAUGUGUUUCCUCUUUACUCUGAAAAUUAGGUUAUAAUAAAAAGCGUAUAUUCUUAUGAAGAUUACAUUUUAUAACCUUUAUAAUCAUGGAUAAGAUUCUCAUCUGCUUAAAACCUCCUUAAAAUUAAUGUUGUAAAGGACUCUCUAUCAUAAAACUCUCAAGGACAGUAUGUUGAAACUACUAUAAAUCUUGUUUUUCAAACAUUUUUAAAACUUACAAGUUCAAGUUUUGUGAAUUCAUAUUUAGGAAUAGAUUCUUCUUUAUCUGCUAAAAUUUUAAACCAGUGUCAGCUCCUUGGCCUUGUAGAUGUUUAAAAUACUGUAGCCCAAGAUUUUGAUCCUAGAGUUUCUCUGAAACUAGAUAUUACCAGUAUAUCAAGUGCAGAUUUUUAAGCUACAUUAACACCUGAUAAAUUGCAAGACAUAAAUACUGCAAUAAAAUAUGUUCUGCAACACAGCAUAGUAUAUUACCCAAUUUAAUUACAGAUAUCUCCAUCGCUGAAAUUAAAUAUAGAUAACCCUUAGCAAUAUAUCUAUAGCCUAUAAUCUUAAGUUACAAUUUAUGUUAGCGUAGCUAAUAUUUCUUAAGGAAAAUUUGUAGAAAAUAAUUAUUCUGGAGUUUUGAGUAUUUUUUCUUAAUAUCAAAAUGAAAUAAAAAUUGAGGGAGAUAUAAACAAUGUAAAUCAAGCUUUAUUAAAAAAAAUAAAAUUUUAUUCUAUGGUACCAUAAGAUUAAAUAGUCUUUAAUGUUCAAGUAUCAGAUGGAGUUAAUUAUGAUAUAUUUUACACUUUCAGUUAUUAACAGAUAAGUUUUAUUACAGAACAAGCGAAGGUUUAGCUCAAAAGUGGUGCGUCUCUUUAAAAUGACUUGGCAUCAAAAAUUCCUGAUUCUUCUAUAUACAUUUUAGAGGCUUUUUAUUACUAAGUAUCAUCUGAUUUAUACUAUGGUGAUAGUUCAACAAGUUUGUAUUAUUCAGCAUAAAUAUUAGACGGAGACUAGUAUGUUGAAAUACCAGUUAACUUUUGGUUAUAGUUUUCUGCUUAAGAUCGAAUGUUUAGUGGUACUCCAAACUAAAGUAAUUUUAAUUAAAAAGUAAAAAUCAAAUUAAAAGUUACUGAUAACUAUUCGACAAACGAAUAGUUUAUGGAAAUAACUGUUGGAAAAGUACCAGUUAGUUAUGUGCUUUAAAUACUAAUUUAAGUGAUAAGUCCUGUUAUUGGUUUAUUAGGUAUUUGGAGAUAUAAAUAUCAAAUUUAUAACAUCACAAACAAGAAAAAAUACACUUAUUCAAAAGAAGUAGUUGUUGCUGGUAGUAUUUAUCAGAAAUAGAUUUUAUUAAAUAAUUAAAACAUUGUGGCUGCAAAUAAAGUUUUGUAAUACCUAAAGAAAAUUAUAACUGAUGAUGAAAUACAAAAGUAACUAGUGAGUUACUACUCAGUAGAUUCAAAUUAUUUGGAAAUAAUUUUCAAUGAGAAUACACUGACUUAAUCUGUAAAUAGUCCAGUUAAUAAAAAUCUAUCACAACAAUAUGAUAUAAAUGACAAAGUUAUUGAGAUUUAAGAUAGCCCUGCAGGAUAAUAAGAGUAAAUUAAAUAGAAUUUAUAGUUCAAAUAUCAAGCACAGGAUGAAAUAAAAGAUGACUAAAGUCCUCGCCAUUCUCCAAGUGGUUAAAAUACAGAUAUGAAAUAAUCUGAUAUCUUAUCAGCAAGUAAUAGCCAAUGUUUCCCUGCUUCAAACUCUUAAUCUUAGUAAAAUAGUUAGAUUUUUUCUCCUAAGUGUAACUAUUAGUAAAACUAAAGCAUUACAAUCUUUUCAAAAAGAUAGUCAGUAGAUUAACAGAGAGAAAACAGAUAAAAAAGUAUUUCAAGAAGAAAACUGACAAAGGCUUAUGAGUUUCAAUAAAAUUUUGUUAAACCUAAUAUAAAUGACUAAAAUGAAUCGUAAAAUAGAAGAAAAAAGAGCAGUAUUUAUCAAAAUAAUAGUCUUGUAAAUAUAUUUGACGAUAACAUGGUUUUAAACUACCCAAGAAUAAUCGAUUACUUAAUUGAAUAAAACAAAAAAGAAAAACAAGAAAGCUACCAUUUAUCUGAAGAGCUUGUAAGCCAGCUUUAUUAGCAAAACAGUUUCAUUAGACAGACGUUUGAAUCUUUUUUAGCAGAAUAUAUCCUUCAACGAGAUAACUUGUCUUAUGUUUUACUGGAGUAGUUGUAAUAGAGAGCUUAGUAAAUUAAUAAUCAAAGCCCAGACUGGUAUAAAUAUUAUUGUAAUAUUUAAGCUAAUUUUGAUGAAAUAUCUUUUAAUCCAUUACCAAAAAUAGUUUUUGAUGAUAAUUUCCUUCUUGAUAAUAUUAAAUAAUGCGUACAAUUACUAAAUUAAGUUAAAAUUGAUAAUGGAGUAGCUAAAAUUCCUGUAUCCCUCUAUUUAAUAAAGUAAGCAAUAAAAGCGUGUGCUUUAGGAUUUGUAAGUGAUUUUGCGAAAUAGAAAUAUAAAACAAGCGGAGAAUCUAUUAAUACAGAAGCAUGUAAUGUAAAAUAAAUAGUUUCCUUUAACAAAAGAGAAAUAAACCUACAAAUUUAGAAAAAAAAAUCUUAUUUUUAAAGAUUUUUGAGUAUUUUCUAAAAAGAUAUUGUCCAAAAACCUUUGAUAGAUAAUACUAAACUUCCUGCAUGGAUUAAUGGAGUAGAAAUUGUGAAUAACAAUAUAUUAAUUUCUGGUAAUCCUCAAAAAAAAGAUAUUGGAACUGUCUUUUUGGUUGUUUAUAGUAAGGAUUAUUUCAUUUUGAGAGAGUUUGAAAUCGAAGUAGUUGAUCCCAACGUUUUAUAAAAUGUUGCUAUUUCUCUAAAAAGUGAUGAAGAAAAUCCAUAUUAGUAAAAUAACUAAAUAACUAUUCCUGUAACCUGUUUAAAAACAAUUUAAAAAGAGAAGCUUUUAUCAAAUUAUAAAGAUUAAGAAACUGUAUUUACUGAGUUUAAAUGCUAGCAUAGCAAUGAAUAUACUAUUUAGUGA
This is a messenger RNA of Tetrahymena thermophila SB210, 5277 nucleotides long. RefSeq lists its product as hypothetical. Lineage: Eukaryota; Ciliophora; Oligohymenophorea; Hymenostomatida; Tetrahymenidae. Gene Ontology annotation, cellular component: membrane. The record is from RefSeq and is a predicted model, not a curated record. The transcript has 2 exons. Gene Ontology annotation, molecular function: calcium ion binding.